Lineus longissimus is the source of this 2320-nucleotide messenger RNA. RefSeq names its product proton channel OtopLc-like. Gene Ontology annotation, molecular function: proton channel activity. The record is from RefSeq and is a predicted model, not a curated record. Bases 228 to 2186 code for a protein of 652 amino acids. Gene Ontology annotation, cellular component: membrane. Gene Ontology annotation, biological process: proton transmembrane transport. The transcript has 6 exons. NCBI's taxonomy places the organism in Eukaryota, Metazoa, Nemertea, Pilidiophora, Heteronemertea, Lineidae.
UACGUGCAUCGCGCAUGCCAUUUAUUGGUUUGACCUGGUAACAUUUUGGUACGUGGUCAUCAAAACAGUAAGCUGAUUGACACUCAAAACAGAGAGAAUGACACUUUCUAUUCGACGGCUACCUGUCUUGGGCGCUAUUUGAGGUGAAGGCUGGAAUUGCUGUUUUGCCUAGUCGCCUGCUGAGUCAAGGAAAGGUGUAUCAGACACUCCGAGAAAUCAGCCAGAGAAUGAAGGCGCCAUCAAAAUCGCUGGUUGUUGAUACCCUUAGCAAGCUUUAUGCGCUGGGGAUUGUGGUGCUCGGGAUUCUUCUCUCCACAUCAAAAGUUGUGCCAGGCGGAGCCUCCGUGAAGAUCAUCAAUAUUUCCAUUGAAGUGUUCCGUAUCUUCCUAACGGGUGUGGCGGUCCUUUUCUUUCUGUUUAUGCUCAUAUUCCUGGUCAGGCGAGUCUCCCUCUUCGAGGAGUCCGAACUACAAGGUUUGGAUGAGAGGGUCCAAGAGCAGCGGGGGAUGUCACGAGCCCAGAGCUUCAACUCCCUUGCCACCACUUUCAUCUUCGAAGUAACUCCACCAAGUGAAGCGAAUUCGGAGAACAGUCAACAGCUGGGGAAUCAGUCCGUGGAUGGGGUGAGCUUGCCGCAGGAAUCAUGUCGCGCCGGCCGCUCAGGCUCAACACUAGACCUACCUCCCGCCCAUCAGAAUGGUGGUAGUAGAUUGACCAGGCGUACCGUUUCUGUUGUCGAAUAUCCAUCGGAUGUAAGGCGUCACAGAGCUGGAACAGGCUCGUCGAAGGAGACGGUAGCACCUGUAACUAUCCUGCGGCACGGUGAAGCCGCCUAUCCCAACUUCUAUGUCCGUUUGGGGGCCGUGUUUUUUGGGAUCGGAACAAUUUUAUCAACCUGUAUUGGCAUCAUAUUCUAUGGUGAUGUUAUAGUUAAAUGUCACAUGCCGCCUUUGAUGUUCGUCUUCAGAUGGGCUCUCCAAGCCGUGUUUGCCGCUCUACAGCUACACUUUAUUUUCAGAUACUCAAAGAUUUCCAUCAACCGCUUCAAGGGGCUUUGUCAAUUUGGCGUCAUGCACCUCCUGGCGACCAAUGUCAACAGUUGGAUUUUCAAUGUCAUGGAUGAAGUGAGUGAAAUCAUGAAUGAACACACUCAUGGACAAAGUCCCACAACAUCAACGAGCUUCGCCUUGCCUACCAACAACGGAACAAUUGCCACCAUGCCGGGCAUUCUUCAACUUAACGGGUACGGACCCCGAGUGAAUACUAAAUCUUGCAGCGAAGCCAUCAUCCGCGCCACCGACGUAGUCUCGAGUUAUAUCUACCUCUACCCACUCAUUGUAGAGUUCAGCCUGAUAUGCGCCGUCUCCUUCAACAACAUCUACUCAAACAUCGGCAUAACGGAGAAAAUACGGCUGAGGCGCCGGAUAAUGAGCAAAGCGAAUUCUUCCGAUCCGUCUACGAUUCCGCAAUUCCCGAACCACCUGAAGUUUGAUAUCACGUGCCAUAAAUCGUACAAAGGCACCUUUUUUGGUAUUAUCAUGGCGACCACAUCAGUGCUUUCGUGCGUUGUCAGCAACGCUUAUGAAAAAACUGACGUGAAAGUUUCAGGCGCUAUCUUUAACUUCACAGAUAUUGUCCUCCUCUUCUUUAGCAUCAUUGCAGUUUGUAGCGCCCUCUAUAUGAUAAAGCAACUUUCAAUUCUCCCAUCGUACCGAAGAGGCCCGGAUGAGAAUCUUUUGAUGAUAGCAGUGGUCGGGGUGUACAGUUCUGAAAGCUUUACGAUCUACUCGUACUUGACUACAAAUGAGUUGGAGGUGUGGAUGAGAGUUGCGGGGGCAUUUGCUGGAUGCCUCUCCCUCCUCCAGGCCACCCUGCAGGUUCUGUUCGUGUAUGACGGAUUGAGGCGACACUCGGUCACUUCAAACAAUCUGCGGCAUAAGCCCGGGCGAGAAGCAGUCGUCUUGCUCUUGCUACUCAACCUAUCCCUCUGGCUGCAGAAUCUUCUGAAUAUCAGGGGUGGCGUGUACCAGGUGAUGGGCUCCACCAACCCACAGAAGCUUCACGAAUGGAACGUGAUGGCGACAUUCUGCAAACCUUUGUCGAUUUUCUUCCGAUUUCACUCCUCGACCUGUCUUUACGAAAUUUGGAAGAAUUCUUACACAUUUCAUGAGUCCGUUGAUGACUAAGGGUUCCAUAAUGGAAAUCCUUCUAAUCUUGUUGAAACGAAAAAGAAUGUACAUACAAUUGUAGUAAUGUGCAUCAUUUAAUUGGUAUAAAUAUUUCAUGUAGUAUUAUUCAAAAUACAAUCUCAAGUACAGUA